CAACCAUGACUUCUGACAGUGUUCAAAACAUCAAAAGACUACCUCACGCUGACUCUUGACAGUUUCACCAUGACCAAAGAUUCCUCUCACACCUACAUUCACCUUCAUCGCAGUCACCACGCCGAUCUGCUGGAGGACUUCAACCGGACUCACCUGCCUCAUGAAGAAAUCUAUGUGCCGCCUCAACAUCAACCUCUCAAUCCUGACGAUGAAGACGAUGUCGUUCCUGAACAGCAUGCCGCUUUCGGCAUCCAAAGGGCGACUCAACGCCAGCAAGAACCUGCUUGGCGCGAUCUUGGUCUUGACAGAAUCUUGAACGAAGGUCCACCGAAGACACAGCGUCAGAGUGAGCAGCUGUCGAAAGUCCGUCUUCUACGAUGAGAGCCUGGUUUAGGUUCUUUGACCGAGACGUUUCACCAUCUCAGCUCACGCAGCAUAUUGACAGACGAGAUGAUAAUGAAUUAUGAAAGCCAACUUCUACUUGCUAUAUACAAACCUGUACCCUCUGUUCUAUGCUGUGGAUCUGUAGCAAUCGGGCUUUGCUAGUCUCUUUAUGACGUGUUGCUUCCUUUUCGCCUGGUAGAUGCUUCUGGCCGAAGCUCAGUGUAACGAUGCUUAAGGUACCUAUUUCAAGAAGCUGCCUUACUCUCC
This is a messenger RNA of Aureobasidium subglaciale EXF-2481, 651 nucleotides long. RefSeq lists its product as uncharacterized. Gene Ontology annotation, biological process: positive regulation of mitotic metaphase/anaphase transition. The record is from RefSeq and is a predicted model, not a curated record. The transcript is spliced from 2 exons. NCBI's taxonomy places the organism in Eukaryota, Fungi, Ascomycota, Dothideomycetes, Dothideales, Saccotheciaceae. The coding region runs from base 70 to 381 and encodes 103 amino acids. Gene Ontology annotation, cellular component: anaphase-promoting complex.